Aspergillus melleus is the source of this 1833-nucleotide messenger RNA. Its product is annotated as putative YT521-B-like splicing factor. Gene Ontology annotation, biological process: mRNA splicing, via spliceosome; regulation of alternative mRNA splicing, via spliceosome. Gene Ontology annotation, cellular component: nucleoplasm. The record is from RefSeq and is a predicted model, not a curated record. The transcript has 4 exons. The coding region runs from base 1 to 1833 and encodes 610 amino acids. NCBI's taxonomy places the organism in Eukaryota, Fungi, Ascomycota, Eurotiomycetes, Eurotiales, Aspergillaceae. Gene Ontology annotation, molecular function: mRNA binding; N6-methyladenosine-containing RNA reader activity.
AUGACGAAGCCAACGGACAAUGUGCCCGCCCGGCAACUCGACGAAGGAUCAUCAACAUCGGAUGAGAAGCAUGUCUCUGAACCUGCUCAUCAUGGCGACGAAAAUUUUCCACGCCCAGAAAUCAUGCACCGCCAUGCCGAGCCUACUCUUUAUGUGGCGCCCGACACUCAUGGGACGCCUCCAUCUAUGCUGAGCAUGAGCGAAAUGAGGGCCAUGCUGCCGGUACAUACAUAUCAUUACGACCAAUAUCAUCCUAUGCCGCAACAAUUUGUCCCGACAGCUCAUUCGCAUGGUGUCGUGUACUCAUUACAUCCAUUACCGUCGUAUGCCGGCUCACACCAAAAUCCAACUUCAACCUCUUACAACCACCAAUUUACCCAGGUAUAUCCUCAUUAUUUCCAAACCCAACAUCAAAGCACACCUCAUUCCCAUAAUUCUGUGUACCACUCGCUGAAUGCUACCCCGACUCACUUCGGGGUCCCGGUUAGCGGCCAAGCUGUCGGGCAUGGGCACAACCACUAUUAUCAGCGGCAUCAACAGGUCGCGAAGCAAGCGUCUACGCUCUCGCAUCGUACACCGGCCCACGUGGGGAUACACGCCUCUUCUGCACUGCAAAAGCCGGAUACCACGACCCAGCCACCUCGCGAUGCUAGGUCGCAAGCGUUGAGCACGGACUACGAUGUCUCAAAAACCAUUGUGGAUGGGUCGACCCCUAUGAAGUCAGCAACAAUUCAUUCUUCCUCUGCGGAUUCUACCUCGUCCCACCCAAAUCAGACCCCAUCGUCGUUGGCCCCAAGAGGCCCAUCAAGAAAACCGAAACAGUCUGGCCACGCUUUGUGGGUUGGCAAUCUCCCUCCGGGUGCCACGAUUGUUGAUCUUAAGGACUACUUCUCUCGAGAUGCUACCAAGGACGUGGAAAGCGUGUUUCUCAUAUCGAAGAGCAACUGUGCCUUCAUCAACUACAAAACGGAAGCAGCUUGCAACACAGCGCUAGAAAGAUUCAAUGAUUCCAGAUUUCACGGGGCUCGUCUAGUCUGCCGACUGCGGCGGGGCUCAAUGACCCCUGCUUCCAAUGUCGACCCCUCAGGACCCUCAACUCCCGUGCAGGAUGGCGACAGACGGACGACCACAGAUACCAGCGACGGGCCACAAGCUAGUUCUGGCACCAAGGGUACAACCGGAAGCGAGUCAAGCCCAUGGGUUCCCAACCGAUACUUCAUCGUCAAGAGUCUUACCGUUGAGGACCUUGAGUUUAGCCGACGCAGCGGGAUUUGGGCGACCCAGUCUCAUAACGAAGACUGCCUGAAUCAAGCCUACGAGAGUGCAAAUAAUGUUUACCUUGUAUUCUCUGCCAACAAAUCCGGGGAAUACUACGGGUACGCCAGAAUGAUGUCGCCGAUCCAGGAAGACGAUGCAUUGACCCUGGCGAUGCCCCCUCGGCCUGACCAUGUCCACCCGGAAUCCCCGAUAGUCGACACGACUCCGACCCCGGCGACGGAGACGGCGCCCACGGGGCGAAUCAUCAACGAUGCCGCCCGAGGCACCAUCUUUUGGGAGGCCGACUCAUCUUCGGACGAGGAGGAGGAUGCCAAGAGCGAGAGAAGUGUCGGCGAGGUUGUCGAAGAAACAGCAGAGCCGGGGUUUCAAUCGAUCGGCAGGCCAUUCCGGAUUCAGUGGCUGUCGACCGAGCGGGUUCCGUUCCACCGCACCAGGGGCUUGCGAAAUCCCUGGAAUGCUAAUCGGGAAAUCAAAAUUGCACGAGACGGGACGGAGAUUGAACCGAGUGUUGGAGCGCGACUGAUACAGCUCUUCCACCCUCCCGGUGCUGGAUAG